AGCCUUAGCCCAAUCACUGAAAGUCGAGUUUAAAAAAACAGAUUGAUGGCAAGAAAGCAAGGAAGAACAGAGCUACCGCCAAUGCACGAGGAAAACCACAUAUACACAUCAAAUAGAAUCCCCUGCUUGGAGACAGCAGGUUGCCUCCGACUACCCGAGGAACGCCGAGCUCCCCAAACAGGAACUUUAAAGGGAUUGUUAUCUGUUGCCUGUUCCACUAGGAAUAUUGUUUGCAAGGCACAAGGUGUCUUUUGGUAGUGAGCACCCUUUGCGCAUGCGCAGGUCCACUCGGGAAUUACUGCCCAGCCGCCGACUAAGUUGCAUUCCUUGAAUCUUCGCAGAAAAGACAAUUCUUUAAUCAGAGUUAGUAAUGUGGACAGUACAAAAUAGAGAGAGUUUGGGGCUUCUCUCUUUCCCUGUGAUGAUUGCCAUGGUCUGUUGUGCACACAGCGCCAAUGAACCCAGCAACAUGUCAUACGUGAAAGAGACAGUGGACAGAUUGCUCAAAGGAUAUGACAUUCGCUUGCGACCGGACUUUGGAGGGCCCCCAGUGGACGUAGGCAUGCGGAUCGAUGUCGCCAGCAUAGAUAUGGUCUCCGAAGUGAACAUGGACUAUACCCUCACCAUGUAUUUCCAACAGUCUUGGAAAGACAAACGGCUUUCUUAUUCUGGAAUCCCUCUAAACCUCACCCUAGACAACAGGGUAGCAGACCAGCUCUGGGUGCCAGACACCUACUUUCUGAAUGACAAGAAGUCGUUUGUGCAUGGAGUCACAGUGAAAAAUCGAAUGAUCCGACUGCAUCCUGACGGAACAGUUCUCUAUGGACUCCGGAUCACAACUACUGCCGCAUGUAUGAUGGAUCUUCGAAGAUACCCUCUGGAUGAACAAAACUGCACCCUGGAGAUUGAAAGUUAUGGCUAUACCACUGAUGACAUUGAGUUUUACUGGAAUGGAGGAGAAGGAGCAGUAACAGGAGUUAAUAAAAUUGAGCUUCCUCAGUUUUCAAUUGUUGACUACAAGAUGGUGUCCAAGAAGGUGGAGUUCACAACAGGGGCAUAUCCACGACUGUCACUAAGUUUCCGUCUAAAGAGAAAUAUUGGCUACUUCAUUUUGCAAACCUACAUGCCUUCUACGCUGAUUACAAUUCUGUCCUGGGUGUCUUUUUGGAUCAAUUAUGAUGCAUCUGCAGCCAGAGUUGCACUAGGAAUCACCACUGUGCUGACAAUGACAACCAUCAGCACUCAUCUCAGGGAGACCCUGCCAAAGAUCCCUUAUGUCAAAGCGAUUGACAUUUACCUGAUGGGUUGCUUUGUGUUUGUUUUCCUGGCUUUGCUGGAAUAUGCCUUUGUAAAUUACAUCUUCUUUGGGAAAGGCCCUCAGAAAAAGGGAGCUAGCAAACAAGACCAGAGUGCCAAUGAGAAGAACAAACUGGAGAUGAAUAAAGUCCAGGUCGACGCCCAUGGGAACAUUCUCCUCAGCACCCUGGAAAUCAGGAACGAGACCAGCGGCUCAGAGGUGCUCACGGGCGUGAGCGACCCCAACACCACCAUGUACUCCUACGGCAGCGCCAGCAUCCAGUACCGCAAGCCGCUGAGCAGCCGCGAGGGCUAUGGGCGCGCCCUGGACCGGCACGGGGUGCCCAGCAAGGGGCGCAUCCGCCGGCGCGCCUCGCAGCUCAAAGUCAAAAUCCCCGACUUGACUGACGUGAACUCCAUAGACAAGUGGUCCCGAAUGUUUUUCCCCAUCACCUUUUCCCUUUUUAACGUCGUUUAUUGGCUUUACUAUGUACACUAAGAUCUGUCCUAAUGGUUCAAUUUAGACUACUUUCCUCUUGUUUUUUAACCCCCCAGGUCCCCAACAGCGAUACUGCUGUGUUUUUUGAGGUAAGAGAUUCAGCCAUCCAACGGGUUUUAGGUCUUGCAUAUCGAUUUUAUUACUGCACCAUGUUUACUUCCAAAAAAAAAGUAUUUUUUUUCCAGUCUACUGUGGUCCAGGUUAUCAGCUCUUUAAGAGCUCUAUUAAUUGCCAUGUUUACAAACAAACCACACAAGAGAGGAGUUAGGAAGAUCUUUAGCAGUCUUUCCUAGUUGCCCUGGAUUUAUAUACAUAUAUAUAAAAGAGCCUCGCUGUUCACCUGCACUGCUUCCUGGUAAACUGUAACAUUCUCAUGCUGCCAAAAAAAAA
Messenger RNA from Urocitellus parryii (Arctic ground squirrel), 2185 nucleotides. RefSeq names its product gamma-aminobutyric acid type A receptor subunit beta1 (gene Gabrb1). The record is from RefSeq and is a predicted model, not a curated record. Gene Ontology annotation, molecular function: extracellular ligand-gated monoatomic ion channel activity; GABA-A receptor activity. Gene Ontology annotation, cellular component: membrane. Lineage: Eukaryota; Metazoa; Chordata; Mammalia; Rodentia; Sciuridae. Gene Ontology annotation, biological process: monoatomic ion transmembrane transport.